Stylonychia lemnae is the source of this 1785-nucleotide messenger RNA. NCBI's taxonomy places the organism in Eukaryota, Ciliophora, Spirotrichea, Sporadotrichida, Oxytrichidae. The record is from the annotation of a GenBank genome assembly.
AUGUUCAGUAGAAAGAAGAAGAAUACCAAAUCAGUGGAUCCAAGACAAUAGUAAAAGCAAGCAAUAGCUAAUCAUCAGCCAAUCUAAUAUAGAGAGGAAAGCCCAUCCCAUAAGAAAGUUGUUAUCUCUGAUGGCUUUGUUUAAAACACUCAAAAUCAGGGGCAAGAGCAGGUGCGACUUUAGCAAGUGAUCUUAAAGCAGCAAUACAACUAGAAAGAGUUUGAUAAGCUUCAUCAGCAGAACUAAGAUCUGAGGAAAAGUGUUGAAAUUAAUAAGCAGAUUAUGCAGUAGCUUAUGAGGACUGUUGAACCAGAAGAUUGCCGAUUGAAGAUUGAAGAACUAAUCAGAGUGAAUGUGUGGGAAAGCGAUGGCAGACUCAAGUAGCUCAUGAAGGAGAGAGAUGAACUACAAGCAGAACUACUGAUUAAGGAGCAGAUAAUGCAAGCCACUAAAAUGUAAGAGUUGCAGUAGGCUGAAAUGUAUGAUGAAUAGCUGGAAGAACUAAAAGAUAAACUAGAGCGUAAAGAGUAUGUCUGCCAGUACAAAGAAGAGGUAUGGUCCACUUUUGAAAGAGAACUAAAGAAAGUGAUUAAGAAGGAUUCAGUGCUAUACUAGAAAAUACAGGGGACUACUCAGAUAUUAGUUGAAAAUCUAAAUGAAACUAAGAUUAGCAAUGUGGUAAAGGAAAAUCAUAGGAUGCUUGAAGAUUAGAAAAAGAUAGCGGUGGUUAUAGAUGGUAUCCUUCAUGAUUGCUAAAAGAUCAUUGAUGAGGAGGAAAAUAUCUUUAAGAAAUUUACUGACAGCGAUGUGAAUCACUAUCAACUAAGGAUGUCAAAUCUACUGGGUAAUAACAAUGGGUAAAAGAAUCCCUAAUCAAUAGUCCUGGCUGAUAAGAUUCUCAAAUUGCAGGAUUUAGUCGACUCAAUCACAAACAGAAUUUCAAUCUUAGAUGACGAGAAUAGCUUUCUCAGAUCGGAAUACUAAAGACUCACAAAGCAAAAUUUGUAUUUCAACAAGCAAGUCUUGUUUUUACAAGAAAAACUUAAGUUAUACUAGGAGAGCACUUAAUAUAUCACAAAAAAUCAGCCAACUCCCACCCCUAACUAACAAUAUAAAUCAACAAAAUAUGGGACUGGCAGUUAAAGUAGCAGUUCCCAGUAAAAUCAAUUUUCAAAUAUUGUUUACACCAACGAGGAUGCUCCAGUCGGUAGAAACUCUCUGAUUCCUUAGCAGUUAAUAACAAAACCUGAUGCGAUCAAGAAUCAUGCAGGAAUCUCCAGCUUCACAAUAAAUGUUCAUCCCACCCAUCAAUCAGAACAGACUCCGCCUCAAUACGAUCCAAACACCUAGAAUUUCUCAGAUGAUAAGGAGAACAGACCUAUUAAUGAAAAAAUUGGUUUGAAACUCUCACAAAUUGAAAUAAACUUGAAUAAGUUCCUAAAUCAAUCACCUGAAUUCAUGCUAAAAAAGAAAAACAUGAAGAAUAUUAGAAACCUUAACAAGUCGUAAAUGAGCAGUCAAAAGCCUAAGAUCAGAGUCAAUAAUAAGCCAAUGACUCUAGAAGAACUUGAAAAGGGAGCUUAAUCUGAUGCAUAAUAUGAAGAAUAUGAUGACGAAAAUAAAGAAAACAACUAUUUAGCUGUGAGGAGUAUUAAUAAGAAUAUACUUUAAGAUAGCUAGAAUGAAGAGGAUGAGAUGCAAAUCAGUGCAAUAAAGUAAGAUAGAAACGACAGUCCAUUCUUCGAGAUUUCAUAAAGCAGUUCUAUGAAUAGCUAAUUGUUUUGA